CCAAACGGAGAGAGAGAAAUUUGUUUUCAAGUUUUUAGAUAGAGAAACAUUCGCCUUUAAAGUUUAAAACCCUUCUCUCUCUGCUGGUUGUGAAAGCCUCCAUUUCAACUUUCAACCAUCGACUCUCCCUCUCUCUACGCUGUUUCCCAAUCUUCUGAAUCUCCAUCCUUUCCACCGGAAAACCCUGCUCGCUCUUUACACGUUUCCGCCGUCCUUUCCCUGAAUCUAGGGUUUUCUUUCUCUAUCUAUAUCUAUACACAGAUAUACUCAUAUCUACACACUGGAUCUCUGCAAUUUGGUUGCGAUCUAGUGAACUUGUAGUUUGAGUUGGAGUUGAGGAGUUGAUUUGGGGAGCAGCAAGGGAUGGACGCAAUCGAUGAGUUGUCUGAACUGUCUGAUUCGAUGCGGCAGGCUGCAGCCUUGCUCGCGGACGAAGAUGUGGAUGACGUUUCAUCUUCGAAACGCCCGGCCACAUUUCUCAAUGUCGUUGCUCUCGGCAACACGGGUUCGGGUAAAUCAGCUGUAUUGAAUAGUUUAAUUGGACAUCCUGCUUUGCCAACUGGUGAAGGUGGUGCUACUCGUGCCCCCAUAUGCAUAGAUCUCAAACGGGAUAGUUCUUUGAGUAGCAAGUCAAUAGUUUUGCAGAUUGACAGUAAACCUCAACAAGUAUCUGCAAGUGCCCUUAGGCACUCUUUGCAGGAUAGGCUCAGCAAAAUUUCAAGCAAAAGCCAUGAUGAGAUGUAUUUGAAGCUUCGAACAAGUACAGCUCCAUCACUUAAGUUGAUUGAUUUGCCUGGGGUAGAUAAAGGAAAUCUUGAUGAUUCAUUGAGUAAAUAUGCAGAGCACAAUGAUGCAAUAUUACUGGUUGUAAUACCCGCUGCCCAGGCACCUGAAGUUGCCUCAUCUAAAGCCAUCAGGAUUGCAAAAGAAUUUGAUAGUGAAUGUACACGAACUGUCGGUGUUAUUAGUAAGAUAGAUCAAGCAGCUUCGGAACCAAAAAUCCUAGCAGCUGUUCAAGCUCUUUUGUUGAACCAGGGACCACGAAGUACCUCUGACAUUCCUUGGGUUGGACUGAUUGGGCAAUCUGUUGCCAUAGCUUCUGCUCAGUCUGGAAGUGUUGGAUCUGAUAAUUCUUUGGAGACUGCAUGGCGCGCCGAAAGUGAAAGUCUAAAGUCUAUAUUAAAGGGAGCUCCUCAGAGCAAGCUUGGAAGAUUAGCAUUGGUAGAGACACUUGCUCACCAGAUUAGAAAUCGUAUGAAAAUCAGACUUCCAAACCUUCUUUCAGGGCUUCAAGGGAAGUCUCAAGUUGUUCAGGAUGAGUUGUUUAGGCUUGGUGAGCAAAUGGUUAGUAGUGCUGAAGGCACCAGGGCCUUAGCACUGGAGCUUUGCCGUGAAUUUGAGGACAAGUUUUUGCUGCAUAUUACUGGUGGUGAGGGUGAUGGAUGGAAAGUAGUUGCAAGUUUUGAGGGCAACUUUCCCAAUCGGAUCAAGCAGCUCCCCUUGGAUAGACAUUUUGACAUUAACAAUGUCAAGAGGAUUGUGUUGGAAGCAGAUGGCUAUCAACCUUACCUCAUUUCUCCAGAGAAAGGGUUAAGGUCAUUAAUAAAAGGUGUUCUAGAGCUUGCAAAAGAGCCUUCUCGUCUUUGCGUGGAUGAGGUGCAUCGUGUACUUAUUGAUCUUGUCUCAGCUGCUGCAAAUGCAACACCUGGUCUUGGAAGAUAUCCGCCAUUCAAGCGAGAGGUUGUGGAGAUUGCAUCUAAUGCUCUAGAGGGAUUCAAGAACGAAGCGAAGAAGAUGGUGGUUGCACUUGUUGACAUGGAGCGAGCAUUUGUUCCUCCGCAACACUUCAUUCGCCUGGUGCAAAGACGGAUGGAUAGACAGCGACGUGAAGACGAACUGAAAAAUCGUUCCUCGAAGAAAGCUGUUGAAGCAGAGCAAUCAAUACUUAAUAGGGCAACUAGCCCUCAAACUGGAGGCCAACAGAGUGGUGGGAACUUAAAAUCAAUGAAGGAAAAAUCUGGACAGCAGGAUAAAGAUGCAGAAGAAAGCUCAACCUUAAAGACAGCAGGACCUGAGGGGGAGAUUACAGCAGGAUUCUUAUUGAAGAAAAGUGCCAAAAAUAAUAAAUGGAGUCGUCGAUGGUUUGUUUUGAAUGGAAAAACUGGAAAGCUUGGUUACACAGAGAAACAAGAAGAGCGGCAUUUUCGUGGAGUCAUUACUCUAGAGGAAUGUAAUCUUGAAGAAGUUUCUGAUGAAGAAGAAGCUCCAGCAAAAAGUUCCAAGGAUAAGAAGGCAAACGGACCUGAAGCAGGCAAAACACCCAGUCUUGUAUUCAAGCUAACAAGCCGAGUUCCAUAUAAAACUGUUCUUAAAGCUCACAGUGCUGUUAUCUUAAAGGCUGAGAGUAUGGCUGAUAAGUCUGAAUGGUUAAAUAAAUUGAGAAGUGUCAUAAAUUCUAAAGGAGGUGAAGUGAAGGGAGAAUCUGCGCCUACCAUGCGACAAAGCCUUUCUGAUAGCUCUCUUGAAACAAUGACUCGAAGACCAGCAGAUCCUGAGGAAGAACUUAGAUGGAUGGCUCAGGAAGUGCGUGGCUAUGUUGAAGCUGUUAUGAACAGCCUUGCUGCCAAUGUUCCUAAAGCAGUUGUUCUUUGCCAAGUAGAGAAGGCCAAAGAAGACAUGCUUACUAAGUUGUAUAGUUCUAUCAGUGCCCAAAGUUCGACAAGGAUUGAAGAGCUGCUCCAGGAGGACCAGAAUGUAAAGCGUCGGAGGGAGCGCUUUCAGAAACAGUCCUCAGUUCUUUCAAAACUUACUAGGCAACUUAGUAUUCAUGAUAAUAGAGCAGCUGCUGCUGCCAGCUACUCAAAUGGCAGCGAGGAAGAAAGUCCGAGAUCUUCCGAACCACCUUCACCUGGUAGUGACUGGAGAUCUGCAUUUGAUGCUGCUGCCAAUGGCUCCACUUCUUUCUCCAGAUCUGGAUCGAAUGGCCCAAGCCGCCGCCAUGGUGAGCCUACACAAAAUGGUGAUAUCAACUCAGGAGCUAAUCCUGGUGGCCGCCGUACACCUAACCGAUUGCCUCCAGCGCCACCGCAGUCUGGAUCAGGUUACAGAUUUUAGAUAGUGCUAAAUUUUGAAGGGUUAUGAUUCAUGUAUUCUUGAUUCGGUGGUUGGUUUAUUACUUAUGUCAGAGCUGUUUGCAUGCUCAAGUAUAACAUUGAUGGAGCGGUAUACACCCUUUUGUAGAUAUAUAUUGCCAUUGAUGUUCUGUUUUGCCACCGUGUCCUCUGUUGCUGGAUUUUGGGGUACUGGCAAUGUUUCACUUCUAUUUUUCUUUUUGUUCCUGUCCGUUGUUUCACUGGAAUUGUUAUAUUUUCAUUGGUUGGAGACCGACAUUAUUAUACAUAGUAAUAGAAAAACGAAUUUGAUGAAA
Molecule: messenger RNA, 3427 nt
Organism: Ipomoea triloba (trilobed morning glory)
Lineage: Eukaryota; Viridiplantae; Streptophyta; Magnoliopsida; Solanales; Convolvulaceae
Product: dynamin-2B-like
Exons: 22
Coding region: 364-3114 (916 amino acids)
Cellular component (GO): microtubule; cytoplasm; membrane
Molecular function (GO): microtubule binding; GTPase activity; GTP binding
Source: RefSeq, a predicted model, not a curated record